Messenger RNA from Mytilus californianus (California mussel), 612 nucleotides. RefSeq names its product complement C1q tumor necrosis factor-related protein 6-like. The record is from RefSeq and is a predicted model, not a curated record. Gene Ontology annotation, molecular function: protein binding. Bases 34 to 594 code for a protein of 186 amino acids. NCBI's taxonomy places the organism in Eukaryota, Metazoa, Mollusca, Bivalvia, Mytilida, Mytilidae. The transcript is spliced from 3 exons.
UAUUACGUUUCUAACCAGUCUUUGAGUGGAAUAAUGCAGCUACUAUCGAUACUUCUGUUAUUUUUAACUGGACAGAUAUUUGUCGUGAACAGCUCAUGCUGCUCUAAACUUGAAAAUUCCUUGUUUGACGACUUAAUUGGAAUGAUGUUAAAGCUCAAAGGAACAGGAGGACAUGGAACGAGAAUAGAAUUGAGUCCAAACAAAAUGCCUGCAUUCACAGCAUACAGGGACACCGUACAAGAUUUAUCGUCUAGGGAAAUUGUAAGGUUUGAUAAAGUUUGGACAAACAACUUAAAUGCAUAUGAUGUCACUACUGGUGUCUUUACUGCUCCAAUAACAGGACUCUAUCAUUUUUCUGCAGUUGUAAUGUCAGAAGCUGGAAAAAAUUUAUUUCUACAUUUAUGGCAUAAUGAUACAAGGACGGCUGCAAGUUACACUCAUGGCGAUGGUUAUAAAACUGGAACCUUUGAUAUUGUGCUUAACGUGAAGAAAGAUGACCGCAUCUAUAUACGUUGUCGUGGAAAUGACAAUCAACGAAUCUUCAGUAAUGCUGAUAGCUACAUUACGUUCUCUGGUUAUCUUAUUGCUAAAUAAAAAUAAUUUAACAACCAG